Messenger RNA from Aedes aegypti (yellow fever mosquito), 3329 nucleotides. RefSeq lists its product as uncharacterized. The transcript is spliced from 6 exons. The record is from RefSeq and is a predicted model, not a curated record. Gene Ontology annotation, cellular component: plasma membrane. NCBI's taxonomy places the organism in Eukaryota, Metazoa, Arthropoda, Insecta, Diptera, Culicidae. Bases 1413 to 2738 code for a protein of 441 amino acids.
CGACGGAAGGCCCAUCCGAUGGCGAUUCUACACCACAACAGUGGCUGCCGGGAAAAUCUCUAUUUUCAGUCUGAGAUCUGGGCCAAACAGUAAUAGUCGGUUGGUUGGUGUGCAGUAGCAGCAGCAACGGCAGGCAACCAGAUAAUCAUGGUGCGCUAAAAUCUCUCCCAUUUUUUCAAACUCAUUAGAUUCGGUUAGUGUUCCCGAAGAAUACGCGCGUUUUUUGACUGCGCACGAACUCUCCAAUAACAAUCCACCGCGUCCGAGGAAUCUUCGUUUCCUGAACACAAUAUCCGCACCAGAACGCUGAGAGAGAAUUUCAGCCGCUACUCAUCUUGGUUGUGAUUCGGAUCAGUUUGAAUCGUGCGUGCGUGCGUGAAAGUCGGCGACGAUGGCGUGCGAGUGAAUGGCGAACUUGAUUAGCAUUCAAAUCGGCGCUAAAUUUGGUGCUUAUUUUGGGAGCAGAAUUUUAUGCAUUUGUCGUUUGAGUGUGAGAAAUAACAUUGUAUCAAAGUGAUCGAGUGCUGUAUCAUCAUCCUCACACAUAAUCUAGCAAAAUAUUUUGUAUCUUGUUGUCUGCAGAAAAAUCUUUCGGUGCACUAAUGAAUCAUUUCACUUCGACGGAAAGUGUCGUGCAGAAAAAUCAACAGAUUUCGUCCCAUACGUAUCGGUUGUAUUGUCUUCGAGGAUUAUUUUUACAGCGCUUCUGACUUGUCCCAUAAAUUUAGGGGGAAAGUUAUCUAUAUUUUCAUCAAUUUCAACUGGUCUCAGAUGUGUGAUGUCCUGUGGGAAUUUUUCUUCGUUGCAUUCCAAACGAAAACAGCACAUUUUGACCUGUUCUGCUCGACUUUUAAUAAUACUAACUGAGUUGUUCAAAUUCUAUCUAUAGUACUUUUCAGAAAGAAUACGUGAAAAUAAUUGUGUUUACGAGUUCAAAACGUUGUGUAUGUAUCAUUUGGAAAGCAUUGGUUUUGAUUAGCUACAACUACAGUUAGAACCACCAAUAAGAAGAAUUAUUAUGAAAAUGUGACUUUCAACCCACGAAGCGACGGAUGAUGUGAUAUGAGAUAAGUUUGAGUGUUUAAAAAUAAGUAUCUUCGACAACCACCGCUAGUGAAUAAGAGCGUUCGAAAGUGAUUUCCUACAUUGUGUGCAUGCUGCUUAUAACAAAGUGCAUCUAAAUAGAAGAAAAAGUCAAAAAGUUUGUGAUAAAAGUGGGUCACGACGAAGACACCCCCCAAUACACUUCUAACGAGUAAGAAGGUGAAAAUCGUUUACACGCGUGAGCAUCACCCAUCGAGAAGAUAAAAGAAACCUCACUCGGAAGGUGUUCAAGCCGUCUGCCAAUCAGCGCCAAUUUGCCAAAGUAAAUCUAUCGUGAAGCUGCUCGUCGUCGGCUUUCGCGAACAAAAAUGUCCACUUCGUCGAUUGGCCGCGAAGAGGAGCGGAAACCGCUAAUGGAGGAAUUCUACCGGCAACGACGGAUACUGCUCGGUUGCACUCUGCUGAUCGGUCUCGCUGUGAUAGUGUGGAUCGUUGCCAUCUCGACCGAUCAUUGGUUCAUCGUAACAGGUGGUCAAGGCAUUUUCAUACCGGAAACCCGGCGCUAUUUCAAAUCGUCACACUCAGGGCUGUGGAAAAUAUGUCGAUACGGAGUGACGCCGACGGUUCUGGCCCACUCGAAUGCCACCCGCAAUUUUACCACUCUUUCCUACAUCAACGAGAACCGCAUCGACAACAUGAAAAAGACAAUCUCCAAGGAGGACUACAUUAAAGACUUUAUCGCCGAGGAGCUGCGGGUGGACAACCUGACGGAAAUCGAUGACAACUUCCGGCGACACCUGUUCGCGUACUGGAUCAAAGACGACAUGGAACACUUCAACGCACUCAAGAGCGUGUAUCACGAAAUGACUUCGCGGCACAGCCAACAAGAAAGUGUUUCCGCCCAAAAGUUGAAAAAUCCGCCCCUGAUGAUGUUGGAUCCGACGGACAUUAGCUCCCUCAAGGAAACGGUUGGCGUGUCAGGUGCGCUAACGACGGUGACGAUAAACUCGACGGAAAUUAAUGUCCUGGUGCCGCAAACUUUACGGGAUGCCCUGUUCGACGAAUGGGAACACAAAGCGGGGGUGAUCUAUCUGCUGUGGAGCUUCUCGAAGGCGAUGGACAUCCAACCGUUCAUUACCAGCCCGGACGGCACCAAGUACAUCAUUAGGCCACCGCUGCCACCGAAAAAGGGACGCAUCGGAAAUGGAUAUGAGUACGUUCCGUUCAAGAAAUGUAAACUUCAUGAUCUCUUCCCAACCGAGGAAACCAUUCGGCAAGAUCCUUCGAUAGACGACGAAAUAUUAGACUACAGCCGUACGGAAGCGUCGUUCGCCUGCAUUACGCUGUUCAUCAUGGUGAUGGGUUUCGUGUUCUCCGUUUACACCUUCCUGAACCCUCGGUACAUGUUCAAGCGAUUAGCAGGUGGCAUCCACUUCAUUUCGGCGUCCACAAGCAUCGUAGUCAUUCAGGUCCUUAUAGCGUCCGUUGAGUACGAAAAGGAAAACAUAACCUAUACCUUCCCGAAAGGUGCCAAAUCUAGCUACGGAUACGGGUUCUUCUUGGCAUGGUCCGUGUUCCUAUCUAAUCUUUACGCCGGACUAGCCUUUAUGUGGUACUCCAAGAAGAAGAAGGGCAACAAAGCAGCCACCGAGGAACUUGGCAUGGCCGACGAGCCUAUCAAUAUCGGACGAUAAGUGAGCUAUUUAUUAAGCUAUCUCAGUUUACCCUCGAAUGCCAAAGUUAGAACCGAAAACAAUAAACAAGAAACAACUUUUGAAAUAAACUCUUACAAUCUAUCGUUAGAACUGACAGCGCGUUAUGUGUAAAAAUGGAACCAGCGAAACUUUACAUUUUGCGGUAAGAAAAUCAAACGUUGCACAUUGUGUCGAUCAUCAAACUAAAAAAUUCUAAAUUUUCCAAUACAUUUUGACCACUACAUCUGUCGUUUCAAAUAUAACACGUUAAGCAAGUGCAAAGACAUAUAUGAAAAAAUGUAAAUAUGUUUUUUUAAUUAUCUGUGUAGGUUAAGUGACGAUGAAUGAAAAGUCGCCUAAAUUGCAAUUUUACGUUUGAUAGUAAUACACAUCCCUAAACAUGUUUUUCGAUUAUUAAAAAUAACAGCAAUACUCAACCCUAUCGACCGUCGAACAAAAUAAACAAGACAUUUUUGUAAUGACACGCGUUUACCUAUACUUCAUUGCGAAUAUCUCUAUAAAUAACUGCGAUUUGUUAUCUCUUUUUAUUUUCUAACUGUUACUCGAAAUAAAUAUUAUUCAACGAAUUAA